Stylophora pistillata is the source of this 1079-nucleotide messenger RNA. RefSeq lists its product as uncharacterized. The record is from RefSeq and is a predicted model, not a curated record. NCBI's taxonomy places the organism in Eukaryota, Metazoa, Cnidaria, Anthozoa, Scleractinia, Pocilloporidae.
CCAACACAAUCAACCCCGCGCCGCUAUUGAGAACGAAGGGUCACGCUCUUGUCUUGUGUGCUUCCUGAAACCGGCUCGAUCUUCUCCCGCCCGUUAAACGGUCACAACAGCAAGGAAAACGUGUUGAAAGGUCUUCCGUAAAGCGUAGAAAGUUUCCCCAGAAGAAGCAAAGUCGUCUGUCUUAAAAAGUAGCUGAAAAAUGGAUCACAGCAGAGUCGAAGAAGAAGCCGCAUACCGGGAGGCUUGCAAGAAGCUGCUGUUCAAUGAUGGCACAAGAACUGCUCUUGUUUUGCUGUCUCUGUUGACCCUUUUCCCCAUUGGAAUCGUCUCAAUUGUUUUCUGGAUUUUGGCUCGAAAGGCUGGAGGACACGGUGAGAGGAAGAAGGAAGCUGAGAACUAUCACGAGGCUGAGACUAUGGCACUGACGUCCAUUUCAUUUGGCUUGUGCACUGUGCUCACUAUUCUGAUCUGCAUUCCUCAAUUGAAGAGAGGAGAUAUUUGAUCAAAAUAAGGGCUGGAACAUUCUGAGUGUUCACUUCCUUAUGGCAUUGAGCCAAUGACGUAUAACAUUUAUUAGUUUUUCAGUAGUCAUAUCUUUAUGAGAUCCCCAGUCAUAGAUGUUAUUACUGCAAAAUUACGCUGAUUUGCUAAGAUGGUGAGAUAGAUGCUAACCCUUUUUUGGUUUGUUUGCCUAUUCUUUUUAUGUUUGUUUCAUAUAAUAAAGUGCUGUUAAUUUUCUUCAUGUAAUAACAGUAAUUGUUUACUUUUUGGCAUGUUUUAUUCGUUCUUGUUGAAAAGGGAAUGACAGUUUCACUAUGACGGAUUUCCUUGACAUAUUGCACUUGUUGCGAGAUAUUUUAAACCUCGUAAAUUAAGCCGAAUAAUUUUCCAAUGAUUUAAAAAUUGAUUUACUCCUUAGCAUUCAUCGUCGGAAUUUUACAGGAAGUUAGCUUCAUUUGGCAAUGGAAAUAAUUUCCUGAAAUAAUAUAAAGCCUUGUAAACCUCCAGCGUCGUUCAUGGUUUAAAGAGAGACACUUACGUUUUCUCAUUAAAAGUAGUUAUGGCUUUGUUAAAAAUAA